AUGUGUUACACGCCAGAGGGUGCUCGUACGCCAUUGGAGAGUCUCGACUGCCAACCAUCAUCCUCAUCGUUUUCAUACCGAUUCAGCAAUCAAUUUGCACAGCAAAGCUCUUCAGCAUCUAACUUAAAUCUAGAGGACAAUGAUUUCGAGCACUCUUUCGGAACUUUCAUCAAUCAAUCGCCAACGGUGACAGCACUAAAGAAUCAAACGUCUCCAUCAUCAAUACUUGAGGGCUUUAACAAUUCCACUAUUGUUAUGAGACGUCAACAAAAUGAAUUGCGAUUGCAGAUUAUCACCGGAGACGAAUUCCAAUCAGCUCCACCAUGUACAGCAUCGCUUGUGCCUCAAAGUCCACAGAUCUCUGUAUAUCAUCAACAAGAAGAUGCUCUUCAACGCCACCGCAGUUAA
This is a messenger RNA of Anisakis simplex (herring worm), 408 nucleotides long. The record is from the annotation of a GenBank genome assembly. Lineage: Eukaryota; Metazoa; Nematoda; Chromadorea; Rhabditida; Anisakidae.